UGGUACCUGUGCUACUUCAUGCACCGGCACUUGGACUUCCGCCGCGCGGAGUUCCAAGCCCUCGCGGACUUGAACGGGUUCGGAGACGCCGUCGAGUGGCGCGCGCCGUUCGGCGGCGUGGAGCACUCGCCCUUCCAUUACGUGCGUCUCCCCUCCGACGACGCCGCGCGCGCGAUCAUGAAGCGCAGCAUCCUCACCAAGGGCAUCGUCGAGCUGUGGGGCGAGGGGAACGACCAGGACGAGCUCAACGCGGCGAUCGCGGCGUUCGACGCGGAGACGAAGGCGCGAUACACCGCGGAGGGCAGCACGUUCAAGGUGGAGCUCGAGGACUUUGGCAAAACCUUACACGGCACCCGCGACGACAACUGGGGCCCCGCCGUGCGACGCAUCGACGCGCUGAAACCCGCGGUGGAGUUCAACGGCCGCGCGCGCAUGAAAGGCGCGGAGCAUCUCUUCUGGAGCAUCGAGUCCGCGGAAGGGAACGACCUCCGCGGCAUUCCGUCUGACAUUCCGUCGCGGCAUUAUUUCGGCCGCGUCGUCGCCGCGUCCGCCGCGCGCGCCGCCAUCAACACGUACGACCUCAAGAAGCGCCGCUACCUCGGCCCGACGUCGAUGGACGUGGAGAUGUCGCUCAUCAUGGCGAAUAUGGUGCACGCGGGACCCGGGAGGGUGGUGUGGGACCCGUUCUGCGGCACCGGCAGCGUCCUCAUCGCGGCGGCGCACUUCGGCGCGAUGACCAUGGGAAGCGACAUCGACGUGAGGCGCGUUAAGGACAAGCGGACGGGCGAACACGUCGACGUGUGGACGAACUUUAAAGAUUACGCCCUGCCCCCGCCGAUCGCGCUUCUCCGCGCGGACCUCCACAAGCCGCCGUUCCGAGGCGCGGCGGCGUCGGGCGCGGCGUCGGAGCGCGGCGCGUGCGAAGGGCACCUCCAGGGCGUCGUCGGCGACCCCCCCUACGGCGUUCGCGCGGGCGGCCGAAAGAGCGGAGGACGCAAGCGCUUACCGGACGGCACCGCGCGCGCCGUCCCGGAGCAGCACAGGGAAAACCACAUCCCGAGCACGGUGCCGUACCCGUUCCACGAGUGCAUGGACGACCUGAUGGAGCAAGCCGCGCGGCUGCUGAGCGUCGGCGGUCGUCUCUCUUUUUUCGUCCCCGGUGAGACUGGUCCCAAUACGACCCCCGUGCCGUCGCACCCGAUGCUGACGCUGCGCGCGAGCUCGAUGCAGCUGCUGAGCACGCGGUGGGGGCGGCGGCUCGUGACGUUCGAGAAGACGAAGAAGUACGAUCACGAGGCGGCGGAGGAGGCGAAGGCGGCGUUGACGGAGGCGAGGAAA
Molecule: messenger RNA, 1338 nt
Organism: Micromonas pusilla CCMP1545
Lineage: Eukaryota; Viridiplantae; Chlorophyta; Mamiellophyceae; Mamiellales; Mamiellaceae
Exons: 3
Biological process (GO): methylation
Cellular component (GO): cytoplasm
Molecular function (GO): methyltransferase activity; nucleic acid binding
Source: RefSeq, a predicted model, not a curated record